Messenger RNA from Carassius gibelio (silver crucian carp), 1710 nucleotides. It is a transcript of the gene gdf11, whose product is annotated as growth differentiation factor 11. Gene Ontology annotation, molecular function: cytokine activity; growth factor activity. The transcript is spliced from 3 exons. The coding region runs from base 258 to 1430 and encodes 390 amino acids. Gene Ontology annotation, biological process: SMAD protein signal transduction. The record is from RefSeq and is a predicted model, not a curated record. Gene Ontology annotation, cellular component: extracellular region. Lineage: Eukaryota; Metazoa; Chordata; Actinopteri; Cypriniformes; Cyprinidae.
AGACAGUGAAGCAGGUAGCUGAUUAAAGGACUUAAAAACACAAACUGAAAUGCAAAAAGGAACGUUUUUUUUUUUUUUUUUUUAAAGAAUCCGAUUAUACCCGUCCGUAUAAAAUGGAAUAUAUUUUCUGCUAAAACGUCUUAAUUUAUUUUUAGGUAACUAUUUUUUUUCUCGAAUAAAUAUUCUCAAGAUAAGUAGGCUACCAAAGUAUCUUGCAAAGUCAAGAGGAAAACCUUUGAUACUGACAAUUUAACAUCAUGACAAGCUAUAACUUUUUGUUGUGCUUGACGGUUCUUAUUUCUUUGGGACUGUCCGGGAGCGAUGAGCCGGACCUCUUUCAGGUUCCACUGAAUGAGAUGUCCUCGGAUGCUGGAGUCUCUCUCUUUGGUUUGGAGGAUGUGGACUCUCUAGAGUGUUCAGCGUGCGUUUGGAGAGAACAGAGUAAAGUCUUAAGGCUGGAAACAAUCAAAUCACAAAUCCUUAGCAAACUGCGCUUAAAACAAGCGCCCAACAUCAGCAGAGAGGUGGUUAAUCAGCUUCUUCCAAAAGCACCUCCACUGCAGCAGCUUCUGGACCAUCACGACUUCCAGGGGGACGCAUCCUCCCUAGAGGAUUUCAUGGACGCCGAUGAGUAUCACGCCACUACCGAAUCCGUCAUCACCAUGGCCUCAGAGCCUGAACCUCUGGUGCAGGUGGAUGGGAAACCCAGCUGUUGUUUCUUCAAGUUCAGUCCAAAACUGAUGUUUACCAAGGUUCUGAAAGCCCAGCUGUGGGUUUAUCUGCGUCCACUCCAGAAAACGUCCACUGUUUAUCUGCAGAUCCUUCGCCUUAAACCUAUCACUGAGCAGGGAAGCCGACACAUCCGCAUCCGGUCGCUCAAAAUCGAGCUUAGUUCCCAAGCUGGUCAUUGGCAGAGCAUUGAUUUCAAACAUGUGUUGCAGAACUGGUUCAAGCAACCACACACAAAUUGGGGCAUUGAUAUAAAUGCCUAUGACGAGAGUGGCAAUGACCUGGCUGUGACAUCUCUGAGGCCUGGAGAGGAAGGACUGCAGCCAUUCCUGGAGGUCAGGGUUCUUGAAACAACCAAGCGAUCACGGAGAAAUCUGGGUCUUGACUGUGAUGAGCACUCCAUGGAAUCCCGCUGUUGUCGCUACCCGCUCACAGUGGACUUUGAAGCUUUUGGCUGGGACUGGAUCAUUGCACCCAAACGUUACAAGGCAAACUACUGUUCAGGCCAGUGUGAGUACAUGUUCAUGCAGAAGUACCCACAUACUCAUCUGGUUCAGCAUGCCAAUCCUAGAGGCUCGGCAGGGCCAUGCUGCACACCGACGAAGAUGUCACCGAUAAAUAUGUUGUACUUCAAUGAUAAACAGCAGAUAAUCCAUGGCAAAAUCCCAGGAAUGGUGGUGGACCGUUGUGGCUGUUCAUAGAAUAAUAUGUUUUGGUUGAGCUAAGGGAAAUUGAUGGAGGGAGGGUAUUAGGGAUGAAUCUAGCACCUACAAGUCUCUGCAAUUACCUUUUAUUGUCCUCACACUCCUUGGAAAUAGUAUUUCAUAAUGUACAGAGAACAAAAAGACAUUUGUAUCCUUCUUAACUCUAGUACAGCACUCUUAGAUCCAGGAUCCUAAUUUCUCACUUUAUUAUUUGAAUCUGAAUUUUAGUUCUACCACAAUUGUGUGUGUGUGUUGUGUGUGUGUGUGUGUGUGUGUA